UUUAAUACUAAAAUACACCCAACGCUCCACUUCUAGCUUCUUAAAAAACACAUCAACAAUGCUCUCAUGAAACAUUAUAAGUAAUUCUCCUUCUCCAACCUUUCCACACCCAACCUAUCUCUCCUCUUAGCCAUGUCCAACCUAAAACAACCCUACAUCGGAAUCUCCGAUGCCGCCAACCACAACAACAAGAAGAAGAAGAAGAAGCUCUUCCUCUCCCUCUUCGCCGCCCUCCUGGUGGCAGCCUCCGUGGCAGCCAUCGUGGCCGGAGUCAAAAACAAAACCUCCUCAAACUCAAAGUCCAACUCCGACACCCCUCUCAGCCUCUCCCACCACUCCCACGCGCUGAUAAAAAGCGCGUGCAGCUCCACAUUGUACCCGGAACUCUGCGUCUCGGCCAUCGCCUCAGAAAGCAACGUGACGCACAAAGUAAGAAGCCAGCGUGACGUCAUCCAGCUCUCCCUCAACAUCACCACGCGUGCCGUGGAGCACAACUACUUCACCGUGAAGAGGCUCCUGGCCAAACACGCCCUUACCAAACGCGAGAAAACCGCUCUCCACGAUUGCCUGGAGACCAUAGACGAAACCCUGGACGAACUGAAACAAGCGGAGCAAGACCUGCAACUGUACCCCAACAAGAAAAGCCUCUACCAACACGCCGACGACUUGAAGACCCUUAUCAGCGCCGCCAUAACCAACCAGGUCACGUGCCUCGACGGCUUCUCGCACCAGGACGCCGACAAGCGCGUAAGGAAGAAGCUCGAGGAGGGGCAGGUGCACGUGGAGCGCAUGUGCAGCAACGCCCUCGCCAUGACCAAGAACAUGACCGACAACGACAUCGCCAACUACGAGUACAACAUGCGCCUCAAGCCCAACAACAGGAACUUGGCCCAAACUAGCCAUCAUCAUGUCCACUGGCCCCACUGGAUUUCGCCCGCCGACAGGAGGCUCCUGCAGGCCGCCUCCGUCAAGGCCGACGUCGUGGUGGCGGCCGACGGCAGCGGCGACUUUAAGACGGUGACUGCGGCGGUGGAUUCCGCUCCGCUUAAGAGUAGCAAGAGGUAUGUUAUACGGAUAAAGGCUGGGGUGUAUAGAGAAAACGUGGAGGUGCCUAAGAAGAAGACCAAUAUCAUGUUCUUGGGUGAUGGAAGAACCAACACUAUCAUCACUGCUAAUAGAAAUGUUGUGGAUGGUAGCACCACUUUCCACUCUGCCACUGUCGCUGUGGUGGGUGGCAACUUCUUGGCCCGGGACAUAACAUUCCAAAACACAGCGGGCCCAUCAAAGCACCAAGCAGUGGCCCUAAGGGUGGGUGGGGACCUCUCAGCCUUCUACAACUGCGACAUCUUAGCAUACCAAGAUACCCUCUACGUCCACAACAACCGCCAAUUCUUCGUUAACUGCCUCAUCGCAGGAACAGUGGACUUCAUCUUCGGGAACUCCGCAGUUGUCUUCCAAAACUGCGACAUCCAUGCAAGACGUCCUGACUCGGGGCAAAAGAACAUGGUCACAGCACAAGGAAGGGUGGACCCUAACCAGAACACUGGCAUUGUGAUCCAGAAGUGUAGGAUCGGUGCCACCCAGGACUUGGAGCCUGUGAAGAAGAGUUUCCCCACAUACCUUGGGAGGCCUUGGAAGGAGUAUUCCAGGACUGUCAUCAUGCAGAGUAGCAUCAGCGAUGUCAUUCAGCCUGUGGGCUGGCAUGAGUGGAGUGGCAACUUUGCUUUGAGCACUUUGGUCUAUAGGGAGUAUCAGAAUACUGGGCCUGGAGCUGGCACUUCUGGGAGGGUUUCUUGGAAAGGCUUUAAGGUUAUCACGGAUGCUGCUGAGGCCCGGGCUUUUACUCCUGGGAAUUUCAUUGCGGGCUCCAGCUGGUUGGGCUCCACGGGCUUUCCUUUCUCUCUUGGCUUGUAAAUUAUGCCUUUUGUUGUAAGUGUUGUUUGUAAUGUGGUAGAGAGGAACAAUGUUAAGUUAAAAGGAAAAGAGAGAGGUUGCUGGAGAGGAGGGGUUUAAUUUGUUGGGAUCCAUUUGGAACAUUGCCAUGUUCUGCCUUGGGCUAUAUUUAUUGUGAUGUUGCCACCACUAGCUAAAUAAUGAUGACAAUAAGUGUAUGCUAGGGUUUUGGCUCCUUCAAAAAUAUUGGAUUUUGUUUUGGUUAUGUGAA
Molecule: messenger RNA, 2164 nt
Organism: Cajanus cajan (pigeon pea)
Lineage: Eukaryota; Viridiplantae; Streptophyta; Magnoliopsida; Fabales; Fabaceae
Product: pectinesterase
Biological process (GO): cell wall modification
Molecular function (GO): pectinesterase activity; enzyme inhibitor activity
Source: RefSeq, a predicted model, not a curated record